AUGGUGGAAUCACAAGGAUCGAAAAGACAAGACGCUGUUUACUCUUUAAGCUGUAACAACAUCAAUCAGGUAAGGCUUUGUAGGUAUACCUACUUUUAAGGGUAGGUGGGGUAACGCAGAGUAAGUUGGGGUAGGUUAAGACAGGUUACAAUAGGGUAGGAUAAAGUAUGAUAAAGUAGAAUAAAGCUCGUUUAAAGCUAGGGUAAGUGAAUGCUAAAAAAAAUCAAAAAGUCAAGCAAAGCCUAUUAAUCUAGGUAUACCUACUUCUUUUUGAUGCCACAUCAAUACUGAUUGACUAAAAUCGUUAAAACUGCCAAAUUAUAAACAACAUACUACGUUCUUCCUUUUUUAAAUGUAAAAAAAUAUACGUUCCGAACUAAAUUGUAGGUAAUCUUGAUUUAACUAAACCAUACUCUAUAUUUUAUACUAGAGUAGAACUAUUUCUUUUUCAAUUCCACAAAGAUAUUAACCAACCAAAUUUGCUAAAACUUUACCAAAUCAUACCCAAAAUACCACUAAUCAAUAAAACGAUACUACUUUACCAUACCCAAUUCUAAAACUUUCAAAAUUUUAAGUUAUACCCAUGGUCAGACAUUCCUCAAACCCUCGAGAACCUGGAGCACGAAGACUGUCGCUAUGGCCAACAAUUCGAUCCCAUUGUCGACAAGAACAUCAGCUUCACAUGUGGCCCACGUGAAUAUUUGGCCAGUGUCGUCAGAUUAUUCGGAACCAAGUAGGUUUCACAAGCCUAACAAGCAAACAUGAAUAAUAUCCGAUAUUGGGCGAGCAAACAGGCGUAAUAUCUGAUAAUGUUCAUGAAUUAUGGCUUGUUUGUGACUGAAAUAGAAUGUAAAACAUAUAAUAGUUGCUUGAUUUAAUACUAAAUUCAAAACUAUAAUAAGAACCCUAUUUUAAGUAUCCAACUUGGCUGUUGUAAGCUUCGAACUCGCGAUGAAAUGAACUGUAAAACUCAUCGUUUCGGCAAACCAUAUGGUUCGGAAGUUAGAACUGAAAUCGAGUAAGUUUAUCAUUUUUAUCCUAUCUUCUAUACCUCAACCCAUCACAUAGUAACUUUACUUACAUUAAUUAUGUUAAAAAUGCUUGUUUAACAAAAAAAAAUUUUAUUUUAAAAUUGUUCAAAAUUUCCGAGCUAUACAGCUGUAGCUACAGCCCAAAAAUUUGCUUUGAGAGGGAGCUCAGAAUUAUUUGAACAACCUAAUAUUUCAAAGUUUUUCUUGAUUAUUUUGGUCUUUUUUAAAUAUUUGAAAUUUUGUUGAGUAUUUUAAUUUUUUUAAAUUCCAGGUUAAAUGCCAAGUUGAUCAACGCCUUAUCAGUCGAAGGAAACACAUAUUUAGUCAGAUUUUGCGAUUUGACACCCAGAGCUUCAAGUAAGUGUUAAUACUAGUUUUUUCAAAUAAUUCUGUGCCCUUUCAAAGCAAGUUUUGUUUGAGUUAAAGGCACAUAAUUAAUUGAACAAUCUAACAAAAUAUCUUUUUAUGAACGUUAUUUUUCAGCAUGAUACUAUGUUAUAAUCUUUAAAAUAGAAAUUUUGAGGUUCUUCAAUUUUUAAAUUUACAAAUUUACAGGUGACAUCCUGGAAGAAGCUCGUUCAACAACUACAAGAAAGCCUACACCUGCAACUACUGCCACUGUGACUUCUACCACUCAAAGUACUACAGAAAAAGCUACAACUCAAAAAGGUAAACUUAAGAAAUAUGUUUUAUAUGACCUCUUUCUACUAAAAUAAUACCUAAAUUGCAAAAACAAUUGUUUCUUAAGCACUUACGGAACAAGUUGAGAUCGAAAAUCAACCAAAAAAUUUUAAACUUUCACUUUACGUCACCCUCAACAAAUAAGUAAAUGCCAUUUCCAGUUGACGAACAAAAGCAGCAAGUCCACAAACCAACUCCAGAAGAAAAGUCCGACCUUCCAGAUGGUCAACCAAUUGAUAUGCUGAAGACUUUGUUAAUACCAAAAGAAAAACAACCUAAGGACGACUCAGUACUGGUCCACAAUUCCAGACCAUUAAGACCAAUUCAUGGUAGUCCAAAUUUGGCACUUCAUGAUGGUGGAGAUGAAUCAUCAUCGACCACGGUGAAGCCAAAGAAAAAUAAAGCCAUGAAGGUGCCCGCUACAACAAUGAGAGUGAUUCUGGAAUCUACUACCGAAGACAUUACUACUGAGACUACAGAAGGGGCUAUUGAAGCAGCAGAAAGAGCUACUGAAACAACAGAAGUUGCUACUGAAUCGAAGUCUUCUACAGGAGCUAAAAAGUCAGAAUCCACUACAGAAGUUUCUGAAACUAACACCCAGGUUACUGAAAAAACUUCAGAACUCAGCCACAGUACUACAGAAGCUACUGAAAAUGAUUCAGAAGCCGCCAAACAAACUACCCAAUCUUCUGAUGACAAUACAUCAGAAUCAGAAGCUACACAGCCUUCUUCCGUGCCAAAAGAAUCUAAAAACAGUCUUCCAAAGAUGAUGUUCAAAAAGGUUGAUGAAAACGACAAUGAAGAAGACGCUACAGAAGCCACGUCACAAAUUCCACUCCAUCGUGGACAUUUUGAGCGACAACAAGUGACUCCAGAAGUUGUUACAGCUACAAUGGGACGCACGGAUGCUACUGAAGCUUCUACGCUAGUGGAAUCUAGUUCUACUGAGAAAACAACGUCAGAAUCGGAAGGUAAAUCAAAAACCAAAGUUGAAACGGAAUCUACUUCAACAUCUGAAGCACAACAAGAAGUUACUUCAGAAUCAGAAGCCACAGAGCAAUCUUCACCUACUACAACAUCGUCAGAAUCCACAAAAACAGUAGAGAAAUCACAAACAGAGCAAGAAACUGAAUCGACUUCCGAGUCCACCACAGAAUCCUCAAAACCAACCAAGAAAAUCGCAAUUCAUGAGCACGAUGCUCGUGAUGAAAUCCCAAAACCACAAGAAUUCGCGGUGCAAGGAGUAAAGACCAUUAACAAGAUCAAGUCACCCAAAGCUUCUCUAGCAGAUAACGAUGAACUGACCGAAGAUGAAAAGAAAGAAGCCGAUUCUUUGAUGAAAUCGUUGAUGGGCAUCAUGGAUGCUGAGAAAGCGUUAUCUGAAGGCAGAACCCCAAGUGAACAUGAACAGAGAGAGGCUGAGAGAUACUUGAGGUAGGUUGAGGCAUGACGUUUAAGGAUGAAUAAGAUAAGGCUAGAUAAAGCAUGAACAAGAUAGGAAUAGAAUAGUUAUGCCAAGAAGAAUAAUAUAAUGUUAGGGUAGGUAUACCAGCUCUAACCAACAAUUUUUAAGUUUUCUUGAAGAGUAAGCUAAAGCUGGAAUAAGGCUGGCGAUCGUCUUCAACCCCUAAAGACACAAAAAAAAACAAAAAAUGUUGACUUACAUUAACAUUUUUAAUGAUGAAAUUACUGUCUGUUGAAUAUUGUCUAAACCUGAAGAAUUCAGGCUAGUCCAAUCCCAAAUUUGUUUAAAUUUCUCUCAUCUGGCACGUCCUUGUCUACUUUUUUGCUAUUCAAUAGAUUUAGGUCGUUUUAGGACAAAUUGGUUGCGUUUUCUUCAACUCCUGAAACAUAUUAAUGUAGAUCAACUAAAACACCAAAUUCUGGCUCAAAUUUUACCUAAAUCUUACGUUAAAAGUUAGAAUAUAACCUACUUUACCUAUAAUAACGUUAAUUAACCAAAACUGUCUCAGCCAUUAGAGUCAGUUCUUUUCGCAAAGAUGACUUACGUUUUGUGCUCCGAAAUCAGCUGGAUCGGUGCCUUUCAACGCCUCAUAACGAGCCGAAUCUUUUCAAAAACCCUGAGAAAUAUGUCUAAAUAGUUAGAAUAGUUAAUAAGGAAGAAUUAUAAGCCAAAAUAAAUUCAAAACAACGUUAAAUUAACAGUAAAACCAAUCAAUACCCGCGACAUACCACAAUAUUGCGAAAAAUAUUUUAUUUUUUUGCGCUGAAAUAUUGGCCGCGGCUUGCCAUCGUUGUUUGCCAUUUUUGAAAUUUAAAAUAGACACUUUUCUUGACUGGGAUAUGACUGGGGUAGGGGUAGAGUAAAGCAUGAUAAAUAAUAGUUCUGACUUUUUAGAGAACGUAUGAACGAAAUGGAACGAAAACAUUUUGAACGGUUAGAACAACAACAACAAGAAGAAGAACAACAAGAAGCGUUUGAAAAGGAAGUAAAGCCAGAUGUAGCUGAAAACAGAGACUUUGCAGAACAAGUUGAAAUCGAAAACAAGGUAAAUUUAACUUGAAAUGUGGUUUAAAAUAACUAAAAGACUAGAUUGUUACCUAAAAUUUUUGAUUUUAAAGUUUUUUUUUUAAUUUUUGAAGUUUAAAAUUUUAAAAAUUAAAAAAUAUUGUUUUAGAGAGUAGACGAAUACACUCCGGAGGCACCAUUUGAUUUUGGAGCGUUCCCAUCACCUCCACCCAAUACUGAGCUCCAGACCAACAUUCCUCAACUACCUCUUCGACCUCAACGUCCUAAAUCAUUGAUGAUUACCGAGCCAGUAGAAAGAUCACAUACCACAUCAUCAUUUAUCGAAAAAGAAGACAAUCCACCAUCAUAUACUGACGACAAACAUAAUAAACCAUCCGAACAUACACCAUCGUAUGUUGAAGAGGCUGGUCAAGAACAAGAAUUCGUCGAAGACCUAUCUACAACAUUAAAAACCCGUCGUCCACGGCCGAAACCAACCACAGAAUCGCCAUAUUUGGUGGCAGAAGACCCUGUAUACUUGGAACAAGAAAGAAUACGACAAGACCGUUACUACGGUAGAAGAUUGCCAUUGGAAAGAGGCAGACACAAUGGGAAAGUGAGAGGCGGCAGACCGUCAAACUUGUAUAUUGAUGAAGAAACCGAGACCUCUCCCUUUGAUUUUGGUGACAUUCAAGAACCAGCCCCCUUACCCUCAAGAUAUACCCCUGCCAGACAUAGACAUCGUCUUAUUGUGGCUAGCCAAGAGGAUGAUCAGCCCAGCAGAAGGUUCAACUUGAAUAGAGAAGAGGAAUCUGUGGGACCGAGGACACCUUUCGACCCUGAAGUUCGUCGUUCACCCAUUCCACGUGAGCUUUUUUACAAUAAUUAAGCAUCUGUAAGAAUACAUGGCCAUGUACAUGGUUUUGGCAAUUUAAGGCAAUAUAUACCUCUAUUUUUUUAAUUUAAAAAUAUUUUACUUUUGAUUUUUUUUUUAAUUUAAAUUUUUCUGAAAAUUUUUUCAUUUUUAUUUCAAAAAUUUGAAAUUUGUGGGUUUUUAAGUGAAAAAUAAGUUUUUUAGCAAAAAAAAGUAACUUAUUGUACCAAUUUAUUCUUUUACUUUAUGUAAUAAACAAAUUUUUAAAUAAAUUUUUGGAUUUUCUUUUUUGAAAAAAAUGAAAAAAAAACAUUUCGCAACAUGACUUGUAGGGUAACUUAAGGAAACCAUCAGAGUUUAUUUUGUUUUUUGAUUAAAAUUACAAUUUUUUAUGGCAAAAAAGCAAGUUUUUUUUAAGUUUUAAGCUUGCCUUUACUCCUAGCCUCGGUUUAACUCAAUUUUUUUUCAAAUAAGCAAAGCUGUGCCAUUCUUUAUUAUACGGGCAAAUUUUAUACCUAUCUUUUUAAGAAAGAAAGGUAUGUUUUGAAGCUUAAAAUUUGUUUUAGUACUAUUCUGAGCCCGUCUUCGAAGCAAAUGUUAGGGAUUAGGUAGCGCAGAAUUUUUUGAACAGAUGUCUGUCCUUGUAAGAUUACUUACAAGGGAAUUCUAUAACCUUAUAUAUUGAUUUUGUUUUUGAAAUAUACAUCGUUUUAAAGAGCGUAAAAAGUUGUUCUUUAAUCUGUUUUUAAAGUUAGCAAAACGCUUUUGGCUAGCGAGUUAUGGCUUUAUUUUGACUAAAAAUAGCCGUUUUUAAUUUAACGAAUAGCUUUUUUAAGUCAUUUUAUGCUGAUUUUGGGUUGAUUUUGACCUGAUUUUUAAAUUUUAUCAAUAAGAAGGUACCUAAUUUAAAAAACUUUAAAAUUUUCAUUUCAAAAAUCCAUUAUUUGCCGCUUCCCGCUUCACUUUAAUUAAUCUGAUACUAACGUUUUGCUGUUUUUAGGCAUUGGCGCUGAACUAACGGGCUUUAUGGAGCUGUCGGAGAAACCUUAUUUGCAUGCUGGUAGUACGAAUCGUAGGAGACAGAGUAAAAUACAUGAUAAUGAUUAUGUAAAGCCAUUGGCUUCGGUUGAUGAGGUACAGAGGGCAUCGGUUGGACAUGUUCACGAUGGUAAUACCAUGUACAGUCCGGAUAAUAACAAACCGUUGGAGAUGUCAAGUAAGGUUUUGUUACCUACAAUUCUGUUUUUUUGGCCAUUUUCUUACCUAAAAAUUGAAUUUUUUUCACAUUUUGUUACCUAAAAUGCUAUUUUUUGAUUAUUUUGUUACCUAAAAUACUGUUUUUGGCUAUUUUGUUACCUAAAAUACUAUUACAUUUCAGAAAUGCUAGAAGUAGUUGAACAACAAGACGAUCAAGUAGAAGAAAUUACAGUACCACCAAAGAUCUUUAAGAAAAAGGUGAAAAAAGUGAUUCGUCGACCAAGACCAGUACCAUUGAGAGUGGUCGACAAUGAUUUUUUAGUACCAAUGACACAAAACUCAGAAGAUGGCGCUACUACAACCGUGGAGCAAAAUGAAUCCGUUAAUUCAAAAAUGACAGCUUCUGGGCACAAAUCGUCUUCAGAUGGCUAUAAAGUGGUACCAGUGGAACCAGUAAUACCAAAAAGAUCAUCAGUAAGCUCAGUAGAGGAGUUGGUAGCAAAACAACAUGUAAAUCAAGCUAAUGGUACUACAGAUGAUACUCAUAUUCAUGAAGAAGCUCCUCAAGAUUCAGAAGAUUUUGAAGAAAUUAAGGCUACAGAAGAUACUGUAGCCAACUUAAGGAUUCUAAAGCACCCAAAUCAUGAUGAUAAUGAAAAAAGGUUUGAAGAUAUUAACCAGCAAAGUAGCAUCGACUCAAGUGUAAGCCAGAUUGAGAAGGAACAUGGUACUGAUAGUACGUUGGGUAGUACUAAAGAUAGUACGGAGAGUAGUACUGCAGCUAGUAAGGAUAGUACGAUAAGCGGUGCUCAUGUUACGACGAUGAGUACGAGUAGUACUGAAGUUGAAGUUACUACACCAGAAGAGCCAAGUACAACAACAUUGUACGAUCCGAAGUUCUUCUACCAAACUCCAAAGAUCAAGAGACGGCAAGAGAAGGAGAGAUGUAAGUUCUUACUGUAACUUUGUUGUAGCUCCUUACUUUACAAUACCCUACUCUAUUAUACCCUGCUUUACCCUACCUUACUAUACUCCACCUUGCUCUACCUUAUAAUUUCCCACUUUACCCUGCUUUGCCAUACCCAAGUCUUAUAAAUACCCUUUCCCUUCUAAAUCAAGCCAAUAUUUAUGUCAUAAUGACCCAUUUUCCAGACCUAACCUUCUGCUCAAAAGAAAUGGCAAUCCGAGACCAGGACGACAUGCCAGUGGCUUGUGGCCUGGACAAUGAAGUCUGGUAUCCUCCACGAUGCCCCGAGAACACGGAAUGCUUCUACACUCACGAUUCAUUUUACAGAAUCUGCUGUCCGGUUGGUCGACCAUAAACCCCAAAAAUACGUGUACAUUUCUAAUUUAUACAACAGUUCAAAGCUGGUCUUUAUUUAUAUUUUUAGAAUAAAUAUUUAUGACAUUGUGUUUGAUGCCGUAUUUUACAUUUUAAGAUAUUUAGUUAACAACUGGUGUUUUUCUUCUCAAAGCAUCCGGUAAUCGACCGGUCGUUAGCUAAGGGCGUGGCUAAAAACGAGUCAUCUUUUGAACAAUCCUUGAAGCAACUGAUGAAUACCUAAACAAAAUGUCAAAAUUUAAUCUAAUUUGAAAAUUAGGCAUGGUAAAAGUAUUUUUAAAGGGUAGUGAGGGGGAGAAGAAACAUAAAAAUCAUUUUUUGGAUUGAUUAUAGCAUUUCUUUUUUGAUAAGAAGAGGUGAAAAGGCAAAUUAUGCUAUUUUUGGCUUGGGCGAGGUAAAAUUUUUAGAAAAUUCGGUUGUGAGGAAGGGAGGGGGGGGGGAUAAAAACUUUUUUUUUAAUUGUAAAAAACCUAAAUAUUCUUCUGUAAUCUAAAUUAUGCAUGCAGAACUAUUCAGUACAAUAAAACUUUUUUUUCAGUGCUUUAUAGCAUUACUAAAUGUCACUGUACGUCAUAGUGGUCGAAAGCACAAAUAUUUUAAAAAAUCUAAAAUUUAGGUAAAUUCACACCUUAAGGAUGAUAAGAUCUUUCUAUGUGUUUUAUAGUUCAAGCUCUCAACUUAUUAUACUUUGUAACAGAAUUUUGGCGCAUUUUGUACUAACAUUUCUAGGUCUAAACAAAUCUGGAAAGCCAGUAGCACUUCCUAGUCAUAUACCAAAAGACGUUUUAAGCCACGUGAAGAACAUAAAACAAGGCUCUGCUACAAGAACUUACUGUGCUGUUCAUCCGGAUGUUAGCAGAGUAAGUCUAAUUAAAAAACUUUACCAUGGUCUUGGUUUAGGUAUCCGGGCACUACUUUGCUGAUUGUUGGGACGAUGAAGACACUUUGGCUAAAGACUUGGUCAAUGACCGUCGAUUGCAAGAUGCUUUGUGGAAUAAAAGUAUCAGCAUGAUUAAAGACGCUGGAUUUCAAUUAUAA
Molecule: messenger RNA, 8633 nt
Organism: Bursaphelenchus okinawaensis
Lineage: Eukaryota; Metazoa; Nematoda; Chromadorea; Rhabditida; Aphelenchoididae
Source: the annotation of a GenBank genome assembly